AGUUAUAUUCACCUCAGUGGACGACGACCCCUACAACCUUUUUCUCCUAUUUAUAGCCAUCUUUCACUCAUAACAUCCUACCAAACCAUCUAGAUCUAUUACAUUUUUAUAGGAAUCUUGUCCUCCAUUGAAGUCAAAAGGUAACAUUUGCAUACUUUGAUAUCAAAAAUGGCAUCAAGCUCACUCUAUUCAAGUAGCUCCACCUCCUCAUGGACGCCACAACAAAAACAAAUUUUUGAGAGAGCUCUUGCAGUAUAUGAUAGGGACACCCCUGAUCGUUGGCAAAAGAUUGCAAGAGCAGUGGGUGGAAAAUCAGCAGAAGAGGUGAAGAGGCACUAUGAAGUGUUGAUUGAAGAUCUUAGGCAUAUUGAGUCUGGCAAUGUUCCUUUUCCCAAUUACAGAAGUUAGUCCA
Molecule: messenger RNA, 412 nt
Organism: Lactuca sativa (garden lettuce)
Lineage: Eukaryota; Viridiplantae; Streptophyta; Magnoliopsida; Asterales; Asteraceae
Product: protein RADIALIS-like 3
Molecular function (GO): DNA-binding transcription factor activity
Source: RefSeq, a predicted model, not a curated record